CCAGUUAAGAUGAAUUCAUUUGGAGAAUGGAAGCCUGUUGGUGCCAUGGUAGUCGUCAAUUUUGCAUUGGCCAUAGUGAAUUUACUUCUUAAGAAGGUUCUUAAUGAAGGAACAAACCAAUUAAUUAUCGUUGCAUACCGACAGUCAAUUUCUGCUAUUUUCUUGGGGCCCAUUGCCUACUUCUGGAAUAGGAAAAGCAGACCUGAACUUACAGCUUGUAUCUUAUGUCAACUUUUCUUUAGUGCUCUGGUCGGGGUAACACUCACACAAUACUUGUUCCUUCUUGGACUUCAAUACACAUCUGCUACGUUCACAUGUGCUUUCAUCAGUAUGGUGCCUGUAAACACAUUUCUACUGUCACUUCCAUUUGGUCUAGAGAAAGUGAACAUAAAGAGCAAAUACGGGAGGGCUAAGGUGUUGGGAGCUGUGGUAUGCAUUGGUGGUGCUUUGUUAUUAACCCUAUACAAAGGAACUCCACUAAACAACCCACAAUCACGAGCCACAACUCACAUAGCUAACCAAGACACCAUGAUGGUUUCGGCUAAGACAGAAAGGUGGGCCAUUGGUUCGAUACUUAAUGCUGCAGGCUGCUUGUUGUGGUCUUCAUGGUUCCUUAUACAAGCAAAGAUUGGCAAAAGAUAUCCCUGUCAAUAUUCUAGCACUGCAAUUCUGAGCUUUUUUGGCGCCAUUCAAUCUGCAGUCUUGUGUUUGAUCACGGAGAGAAACCUUGGCAUGUGGGUUAUGAAAGGGAAGUUGGAGAUAUUAACUGUCAUAUAUGCUGGGAUGGUGGGAUCAGGCUUGUGCUAUGUGGCGAUGUCAUGGUGUGUCAAACAAAGAGGUCCACUCUUCACGUCAGCAUUUACCCCCCUGAUAGAGAUAUUUGUAGCUAUCUUUGAUUUCUUUAUCUUGCAUGAACAAAUUUACGUUGGAAGUAUUCUGGGAUCUAUCCUAGUUGUAAUUGGCAUGUAUAUUCUUCUAUGGGGUAAACGCAAUGAGAAGCAAGGCCAAACAGCAGAAGAAGAUGCAGAUUGUAAUACAGUGUCAAGGGUCAUACCUGUCACAAAUCAACCAAAUUUGCCCUUGACCAGUUUUGAUUAGUUCCAAUCAAUUCACGCACCUACACUCUGCAAUCACCAAAGCAUGGGUUCAAACAUCUUGAACUACUGCAACCCAUUCUUCAUGUUGAUCUGAUUGAACAAUGAAAGGCAA
This is a messenger RNA of Corylus avellana, 1209 nucleotides long. Its product is annotated as WAT1-related protein At3g30340-like. The record is from RefSeq and is a predicted model, not a curated record. Gene Ontology annotation, cellular component: membrane. Lineage: Eukaryota; Viridiplantae; Streptophyta; Magnoliopsida; Fagales; Betulaceae. Gene Ontology annotation, molecular function: transmembrane transporter activity.